CAUAAACCAAGUCCAAUAUGUAAAGAGCAUAGUGACAUUCCAACUGAAUGAAUGGGAUAUUGUAUACCAUGUGUACAUACAGAAGAGGCUUAACGUAAAUUCAUACCUGAUAUAUUGAAAUACGAAAAACACAACAUGGCCGAAAGCGGCAGUGCUGAAGCAGACGAUACGGGUUCAGGAGUGACGGAAAUUAAAUGGAGUGAGGACUUUACUGACUUAAACUCAUUUGAGAACGGCUCAGGCUUACCGAAGGUUGUUAAAUAUGAAGAAAUAUCACGAGGGGCAGGUGUGGGUGUGGGGACGUCCUUACCUCUAGGACUGAAGAUCUAUGCUGAACAACCGGUAUUGUUUUAUAGCCGCACGUGCAAACGGCACGUGAAGGCACGCACGAUAUAUCAUGACCGGGAGGGACCGUAUUAUGAGGUGGGACAGACGUUAGACAUUCCUGAUGAUUUUGAUGGCUGGUUUGAGAUUGUACCGCCAGACUUUGGCCGGGGACCAUUUUUCCGUACUAUCGGUCAGCUGGCAGAAGCGGGGUCACGGAAAUUCUUCACUCGCACUCACAUCCGUGCAAUACGUAUUGAGGAAGACGCUGAUCAGAAUACAGACGAAAAUGGUGAAACUAAAGGCGAAGGUGGAGGUCAAAGCUUCAAGGAGAGAAAGAUACCAGCCGGUUCCGUUUUGACGGUUAGCGGAACUUUUGCCGCGAAAUGGCAGACGACAGCUCAGACUGGUUUACUGAAAAGAAAAAGUAAAGAAUGGACAACUGUUGAAAUUAAUUAUUUAAAAUGCUUAGACAUAGAUGAUAAGGAGGUGCUUGUUCCUAUGUCAACACGCGGGAAAUUUAAUAUUAUUUACGAGAAAGGGGUAAAAGAUGGCCGCGCUAUCUAUAGGAUGAAAGACAUUUUGACGGACCUUCAUCUUCCGUUAAAAGUCAGAAUGAUUUACGGAAAAGCUCCUGUUGUGCCCUGCAUCUUCACGGGAAUGUUAAUUCUGAAGGAACAAAGAAAAGAAGAUACAAUUAUAGCAAGUACUAUUUUAAAUCAAAGAAAUGUAUUACUAGAACUUCCGGUUAGUACUAAGUGCAAUGUGAAAACAUCCACAGAUGAAGAUGACUACGAAAAUCUGCGGACUUACAUAGACGCGAAAAAGUUGUGCACAAAGUUUGCCAAUUCUUACGGAAGCUUGAUUAAAUUGACACCGGAAGUGGACACAAAUCAGCAAAUGAUUCAGCACAUUCCAACGGAAAAGAGAAAAACGCGCGAUGAAAGCCUGAAAACGCUUGAUUUGAUAACAAACAUCAGUCUCACUGAUGAUGAGCCAAGGGACUACUUUAUGGAGUCGUCUGAUUCAGACUCUAUACAAAGUGGCGAGGCCACGCCCCUAGGUCUCGGACAGAUGAUGGAAUUAAGGGAAAUAGUUCUGCCAAGGAACAGCCAGUCUAUAAGUAGUGCCUGAGAACAAAUCAAUCUAAUAUCAAAUUUAUUAUUUACUAUUUCGUCAAUAUAACAGCCCCAUUUGAUCAAAAAAAUACCAUUCAUACAGCCUCAUAAAUAUUGGAGCAAGGUUAAAUUUGAUGACAUUUCCACCUAUAUCUGUAUGUGGGCAUCUGUUACCUUAGACUAGCCACUAGACUGAUAAUAAAGAAUUUGUAACAAAAUUUAAGCUUUUGUAAUUUUUCUUUUAUUCUGUGUAAUAGUGACAAAUGCCAGUCAAUUUUAGUGAUUUUCUCAGGGAACUGACUGCAAUAUUAUUUUGAUAUUGGACAUAGAAUAUAGACUGGCUACAUUCACAGUUUUAAAAACAAAUAUUUAAAAAAUAAUAUAUCAUAGUCUAGGAGCUAGUCUACUGUUGCCUCUACUGCAGAGUGGUUAUGGCUGUUGACUUGAAAACAUUUUCUCCUCUCAUCCUUGUGGGGUUUCAUAAGGGAUGUAGAUUUAUUUCAAGUAAGAAAACUGGCUUAAGGAUGGUCGGUGCUGCCCCUGGCGGACAUAAUGUUCAGAUGAGCGCCUCUUUUCUUACUACACAUAUAAAAGCUAGAAAAUCGCCAUAAAAAUGUCAGUGUGACUCGCCACCCAACAAAACAAACAUGCAAAUGCAUCACCACCCGUUAGAAACUAGUUUGCAGUA
Molecule: messenger RNA, 2130 nt
Organism: Mercenaria mercenaria
Lineage: Eukaryota; Metazoa; Mollusca; Bivalvia; Venerida; Veneridae
Exons: 2
Coding region: 136-1458 (440 amino acids)
Source: RefSeq, a predicted model, not a curated record